AUCUCCAUGCUGAUUCUACGACACUGUCAUGUGCCUAGAUUGAACUACUUGGCAAGGCAAGUAUUUCCUCGUGAUCUAGAACUGGCAGCAGUCAUCCAUGACAAAAUGACUAGAUCUUCAUUUGUGGACAUCAUUGGUUUCAAUCAUUUGAAUGAUACAGCCUGGAAACAAGCGACUCUAAAGCUCAAGAAUGGAGGCUUUGGUUUAACACAGAUUGGACAAAUUUCUCAUGCUGCUUUUGUGUCUUCUUGGUGUCAAUCAAUGAAAGAAUUGCCAUCUCGUUUCUUGUGUAUGACUGACUUGGUUGAUUAUCUUACUUCUUCUAAAGAAAAGUCGGGGUCGAUUGGCUCAGAAGUAAUUUCUAGCUUUUCCGACUUGCCACCAUUGUCCAAGUCAGCUGACAAUGAUGAAGAUUUUCAAACACUUGAUGACAUCAUCGCUUAUCCUAAGAAACUGCAGCACCGUCUUUGUACUGAGAUAAACGAAAUUAAUGUGUCUGAACUCAUUGCUCAGGCUCCUUCUGAUAAAGAUGCGGCAAGGCUGCGGUCAUUGCAAGGUCGUGGAGCCGGAGAUUGCGUCCUAUUUGAGGUUGGGAUUGGCUUUACCGUUUACCAAGUGGGUGAAAGUGUGUGACUGUGGACAACAACUGGAUCAACAAGGAUACCACCUACUAACAUGUAAAUAUGGAGGAGGUCCUGUCUGGACCCACAAUACUAUCUUGAAGGGUUGGAGUGAAUGUUUGAGUGAUUUGCACAUUCCCCAUCAAACCGAACCCCGGCAUCGUUUUGUUAGUAGCGAAAACCGUCCUGAUAUGACACUCUUUGAUUCUGAAACAGGACAGAAUCUUGACGUGGAUGUUUCAUUAGCACACCCAUGGAGUAAGGAUGCUCUCAACCACGCACACAGAGAAGAAGGGUAUGCUGCAAAAGUAAGAGAGGAGAAGAAACUAAAGAAAUACUCAGGAGAGGUCCUGCAUGGUGGUUUAUCAUCCAAGUGUGUUCCACUAGUCUUUGAACAUUUUGGUUUGUGGGGCUCGCACGCACACAAGUUUUUGUCUCAUAUAUCUAGGCAAAGCUACAAUACCACUCAUGCACAUCCUUUUAACAGCGCUCAACGUUUUAAGGCAUUCUGGAGAAAGCAAUUUUCCAUCAUUCUUCAGAGAUGCAACGCCAGAGUGAUUUCGAGGAAGCUGUCGAGAUUUUCAUGCAGU
Corticium candelabrum is the source of this 1210-nucleotide messenger RNA. RefSeq lists its product as uncharacterized. The record is from RefSeq and is a predicted model, not a curated record. Lineage: Eukaryota; Metazoa; Porifera; Homoscleromorpha; Homosclerophorida; Plakinidae. The transcript has 2 exons. Bases 7 to 633 code for a protein of 208 amino acids.